UCUGCAAAGAUCAAAAACCUCCCUGACUUUGCUCCACAUUGAACUAACACUCAAUAAGCUAUAUUCAGCUUCGAAAAUGUUGGACAGCCAAGAGGAUGGAUCCAAUGCAGAAGUGCAAAGUGGGGUCACCGCAGUUGACAAAAUGGAACCGGACCCCAAAAUCCAGUGCACCGUUCAGCACUUACAAUCAUCCAAAGGAACUUCUAGUUCGGCAGAACCCCAGACCUUUGAGUUUAUUAAUCAACUAGGUGUUGAAACUUCCUUGGCAACUUCCUCGAAAGAGUCCUUCAAAGUCGACUGCAGCCUGCCUAGCCUACCUCUUGACACCCUUCUGUCACCUUUUAAUAUAAUGGAUCAAUUGCGUAAGCAGAGUGAGGCUAAGGACUUUCUAGACUUUCAGUGUGGUCUUGGGGAUCUUUCCUUAUUUGACAAGUAUGAUCCAUCGUUGUCCACAAAGACAGAGUGCUCUGAAGAGGUCUCGACCCCCGUGCCAUACUUUAUUCCAGAAUUGGAAAUGGCUUGUGCCGAAGUUAAAGUUGACGAAGUUGAAGAAGUCACUCCACCUGAGAUUGAGAAUGCAACUACUGCAGAAAUAAAGAAAUUGGAGAUAUCACCUAUUAAAGAAUCAAUUAUAGCAGGGAAUAAAGAAGCAACUUUGCCUAGGAUCGAAGCACCAAACUGUUCUGUUUUAGAAGAACUAGAUUUACUGAAAGAAGAAAUAAGUUCCCCUAGCAUUGAAGAAGGUACCGAAACAAAAGAGGAAUUCAAAAGCGAAGAAUCGAGUCCUGAAGUUGUUGAAAAACUAAUGGAUCUAAGACCAAAAUCAGUUGGUUUGUUUGCUCCAAAAACUCUGCAGAUAGAAGAAAUGAUUUCUCCAUUGGUUGAAAAAGCCAAGCCUAAAAUGGGUUUCAUUAGUUCCUUGAUAGGAAACAAGUUAACCUUCACACCCAGUGUAAGGCUUUCUUUUGGCGAUAGAGCAUUGAAAAGAAACAAUAUGCAGGAAAUUCGAGCCAAGGAGAUUAUGCAACAGCAGGCAUCCAGAUCUCUAAAGGCACUCAUCCUAAGCUUGACUAUGCUUAAAAAGUUGGAGGCAUCCUACCAUGAUAACUCCCAUCAGAGCAGAUUAAACCGAUUCCAAAGGGUCAGGAGCUCACUGAACUUUUCUAGGGUCUUUAGGCAGAACAUUUUUCAACUCACCUCUGAAGUAGAGGGUAGCAAGAAGGAAAUUAAAGAAAGUUCGCUGGCUUGUGGAGAACCCAUGAUCGAGCAUCCCAGCAUAUAUAAAGAACCGCUCCCUAUACCAUUUGAAAGACUAGAUGCAAGUGAAGGAUUGACUUGCAAUGGCUUGAAUGUGAGUAAAGAUUCCGUUUUUAGUGAUGUUUCCGAAAGCGAUGACUCGGAAGUCCAAAAUAAGUUGUGUGUUAUGCAAUCCUCUGGGGAUGUUCAUGGGUCACCACGAACCAUGACCGAUCUGAAGGACAUUCUGAAUAAAGGCAGGGUAUUGUUCAGCCAGCCGGUGAGGAUUUUCUGUUUCAACAAGUUGAAGGAGUGGAAAUGGCAAGGUAAAUUACCAGGUUCCCAAGAGAGUCCUUACCGCUCCCCCACCUUCUCAGGCGAGGGUCGAAUCGAGAUCCUGGAGCACCAGGGAUUCUAUUAUAUCAUACUCCACGACAAGGUCACCGGAGAACUGAUCAUCUAUAUGCGGGUGGACGAAAGGUGGCGCAUCGACUACAUGACCAACAGUUCCUACAGCUGCCGCUGGACCAACAUCAACUACGCCACCAGCCGCGAGGGCAUCCUGGAGAGGAUCGCCUGCUCCUUCCGAGAACCCAGCCACGCCGCCGAGUUCGUCGCCCGGGUCCGGAAUAGCGCCCUCCAAUCCCGCUUCCACUAGAGUUCUUAUUUUAAACUGCUCAUAUUUCAGAAUUCUAGUUGAGUUCCCAGUGAAUUCCUUGGUGUUUCUUGCGUUCGACGGCGUGUUUCAAGCUGAUGAUAAAUUAUUGUGGAAUCUUUAAAUAUAUUUUGUAAAUAAAGCGGUUAAAUAUUAUAAAUUAAGGCAAAAUAAAGAAAAAA
This is a messenger RNA of Drosophila biarmipes, 2073 nucleotides long. RefSeq lists its product as uncharacterized. The coding region runs from base 77 to 1894 and encodes 605 amino acids. The record is from RefSeq and is a predicted model, not a curated record. The transcript is spliced from 3 exons. NCBI's taxonomy places the organism in Eukaryota, Metazoa, Arthropoda, Insecta, Diptera, Drosophilidae.